AUGGAAAAUUUUAACGUUGAUAAUCUAGUGGAGAAUGAUAUAGAUGAAAUAAUCGAAGACUGGAUUAUUAAUGACACUCCAUCAGAUGAAAGUGAAUCGAGUGAUACAGAAUCUUCUGAUGAAGACGUACAGAACCUUCCUCAUAAAAGAACCUGUGUGAAAAACUUUGUAGAAAAUACUGUUAAUCUUUAUACCGAUUUUGAAUUUAAGAGCCAAUUUAGACUGUCUCGACAAACGACUUACAAUUUAAUUGAACGGUUCCAGCAAAGUAUUUUCCUUGUCAAUAAGGGACUUCGAGAAAAUACAGUUACUCAUGAACGAGCUUUCUUGAUGGUAUUGUGGUACUUGGCCAAUACUGAAACGUUUCGACAAAUUGGCGAUCGAUUCGAUCUAAGUCGCAGUUCUACAUAUAAAGCCAUAAAUGAUAGUUUGAACUUUAUCAAUUCAUUAUGUGAUGAGUUCAUAAUAUGGCCAGCGAAUGAAAAUGAUAAAGCUGCCAUUAGCCAUAGUAUUUCUCGUAGAAGAAAUAUCAAUGACGUUAUCGGUGCCAUCGAUGGCUGCCAUGCAGUGUUGCCAAUUCUACGGAUUUUUCCGUAG
This is a messenger RNA of Microplitis mediator, 597 nucleotides long. RefSeq lists its product as uncharacterized. The transcript is spliced from 3 exons. Bases 1 to 597 code for a protein of 198 amino acids. The record is from RefSeq and is a predicted model, not a curated record. Lineage: Eukaryota; Metazoa; Arthropoda; Insecta; Hymenoptera; Braconidae.